This is a messenger RNA of Papilio machaon (common yellow swallowtail), 1100 nucleotides long. Its product is annotated as L-xylulose reductase. Gene Ontology annotation, molecular function: L-xylulose reductase (NADPH) activity; carbonyl reductase (NADPH) activity. The record is from RefSeq and is a predicted model, not a curated record. Lineage: Eukaryota; Metazoa; Arthropoda; Insecta; Lepidoptera; Papilionidae. The coding region runs from base 317 to 1051 and encodes 244 amino acids. Gene Ontology annotation, biological process: xylulose metabolic process; glucose metabolic process. The transcript is spliced from 6 exons.
GAGAUUAAUUUAUUUUUACAGCAACCAGUUUAGUAACUUACUAUAAAACAGGUUUAAGAGUUUCCAUAUCAAACUUUUGACGUAUAACGUGACGAAACUUUUGAAAAUGUGGAAAUUCAUCUCUUUUAAUUUUAGCAAAUGUUUCUUACAACACUUUAUGUCAGCGAUAAAACAAGAAUAUUUAACCCGAGUUGAAGGUUAAGUGAUAAGGUUUGUAAUAAAAUCGUCAUCAACAUUUAUCUUAUAUGUGGUUAGUAGUUGUUGAGUUCUCGAAAUAUUGAGUGUUUGGGAUAAGAAUAGGGAAGGGACAUUAACUAUGGAAAUAUCAUUCAGAGGAAAAAGGGUUCUUGUGACAGGUGCCGGUCAAGGCAUUGGUCGCGGAAUAGCAGAACAGCUGUGGCGUACUGGAGCUAAAGUGGUUGCCGUCUCCCGCACACGAUCACAUCUCGAAACCCUACAGAACGAAUAUCCUUCGAUAGAUAUCGUGGAACUCGAUGUAGGCGACUGGGAUAAGACCAGAAAAGUUAUCGAAUCACUAGGACAUUUCGAUGCCCUCGUCAAUAACGCUGGAAUCGGAUUGUGCCAACCUUUCCUUGAAUGUACACCAGAAGCCUUUGAUACAACUAUGAAUAUUAAUCUGAAGUCUAUCAUCAACGUCAGUCAGGUUGUUGCUAAGAAAAUGAUAGAGAAUAAAACUCAAGGAGCCAUCGUUAAUGUUUCCUCACAAGCAUCUAAGGCAGCGCUUAAAGACCAUACAAUCUACAGCGCUUCUAAAGCUGGACUGGAUGCAAUAACGCGAGCUAUGGCGUUGGAACUAGGCCCAUACGGUAUCAGAGUGAACGCUGUGAACCCAACCGUCAUCAUGACAGCGAUGGGUAGAAUAGGUUGGGCUGACCCGGAUAAAGCCAACACGAUGCUCUCGAAAAUACCACUAGGAAGAUUUGGAGAAGUAUCGGAGGUGGUUGACGCAGUGCUAUACUUGUUGAGCGACAAAGCGAGCAUGAUAAACGGAGUAGAGUUGCCAAUUGAUGGUGGAUUUCUUGCUACAUGAAUAAAUCAUUACAACUCGAAUUUUAAAUAAAAUGUUUUUUUAACUAGAA